GCUCCGCCCCUCGGCUGGCGUCCGGGCUCGCUCAGCGGCGUCUCGCGGGGCCCGCGGCAGGCCGGCCUUCGCGGAGGAGGAGCGAGGGGACUAAGGAGCAUGGAUCCUGAUGGCUCUGAAGCAAAGGAAUAUUCUUCUGUCUGUGUUGGCAGAGAAGAUGACAUUAAAAAAUCUGAAAGAAUGACAGCUGUUGUUCAUGAUAGAGAAGUGGUCAUUUUCUACCACAAAGGAGAAUAUCAUGCUAUGGAUAUUCGCUGUUACCACUCAGGAGGACCUUUACAUUUGGGAGAAAUAGAGGAUUUUGAUGGACGACCGUGUAUAGUUUGCCCCUGGCAUAAAUACAAAAUUACUCUGGCAACAGGAGAAGGACUGUAUCAGUCUAUAAACCCUAGAGAUCCAUCAGCAAAGCCCAAGUGGUGCUCCAAAGGGAUAAAACAAAGGAUUCAUAAAGUGACGGUGGACAAUGGGAAUAUCUACGUGACUCUUUCUAAUGAACCUUUUAAGUGUGACUCUGAUUUUUAUGCCACUGGAGACUUCAAAGUAAUUCAGAGUUCUACCUGAUAAAAUAUGGCAGUAAAAAAUAUUAUGUAUGUUUUUAAAAUAUUUUAGAGUACCGAAGAUGAUUCAUUUUUUCCAACAUAGGCAUAUUUACUACUUGUCUUUAAAAAUCAUGUAAAUCUAAGAGGUUCAAAAGCACAUGUACUUAAUAUGAUGUAAGGAUUAUCAUCAGAAUCUAUAGAAUACACUUCAUCCAAUCCCUGGAUUGACUGGAACGUGAAGGUUGUAGGUUUGGAAUGUGCAUUUUAAGAAGAAUGAAAAUAAUUUAGAGUAACCGAAGUGAAGAAAAGGUGAAAAAUAAGAUCUAAGAAAAAUUGGGGCAGAAAAUCCCUAUUUGAUAUAGCAGACUUUAUCAUGGAAAAGUUUUAAUCAAUACAAAGUAAACAGUAGUAUAGUUUAAUACUUUUUUACAAUAGAAUAAACUCCCAUCACCAUCUUCAACAAUUACCAGUAUUCUUCUAUUCUUCUUUCAUUAAUAACUCAACCCAUUCCCCACCUCCCCUAUUUGAUUAUUAGUCUUAUUUUUUUUAGGUAAAAUUUAAAUAUAUUGAAAUGCUUAAAUAUUAACCAUUCAGUUUUCCCAUAUAGCAGACUUUUUUACACUUAAAAAAUGCUUCCAAAAAUAGGAUCGAUUUAUAUGCUGAAUUUAAAAAUAAGAAACUUAUGUGCUGGGCAUCAAAACCAAGUAAACCUUCACUCAGUUUUUCUCUAGUCAAGGCAGAGACUCUCAGACACUAAGGAAGACACAACAGCUGCUGCCCAGUCAGAGGGGGGUGAGUAUUCAGUGAAUGGAUUCAAAGAAAGAACUUUGAAUGCCUGUAAGAAAUUUUCAAAUAAAGUUUUUUUUUUAUUUUUAGAGAACUUUGUGCAUAUAUGUACAACUAAGUGUUUCAUGUAAAUGUUACAGAGACAAGAGAUAAUAGAGUGUUAUUUCUCAGAAUCUUUCCUGCUGAGUUCACAGGCAGGGUUAAUGUUAAGUUGGUUCACCAGCUUUUACAGUUCUAGUUAUUUAUGGCUAGCACUGUUAUGGUUGCUGGAUGCUACACCCUGGGUGAUCAUGAAAAACUCUGCAGCAUGUAGUAGUAUGCAAAAGGGGG
Molecule: messenger RNA, 1655 nt
Organism: Manis javanica (Malayan pangolin)
Lineage: Eukaryota; Metazoa; Chordata; Mammalia; Pholidota; Manidae
Gene: RFESD
Product: Rieske Fe-S domain containing
Molecular function (GO): 2 iron, 2 sulfur cluster binding
Source: RefSeq, a predicted model, not a curated record